UAAAAAAGAAACAAGAGAAAGAUAAGAUAAACCAAUACCUCAACGCUUGUUUCGCCCACGAACCUGCCUUUCAUUUCAGUGUUUCCAAACCAAAGGAAACUCCUGUGCGGUUUCUCUUCUUUGUCUUCACUGCUCUCUUUUUUCUUUAUUUUAUUAACAGUAGAAAAUGGAAGUUGCGGUGGCGAAAGCGUUGAAACCAAGCUUGCAGAAAGACGUUGUUCUCCCGCAAGCAAAUUACGAGGAGAUUUUGUGCGUGAACACAAACAACGUUGUUGUUGGUGAAGAUUUCUCCGUGGACGACCUCCUUGACUUUUCCAACGGCGAAUUUCAACAUGGCUCUGUUGGAAAAGAAACCGAUGACUACGAGGAAGAGGAAGACGAAGAAAAAGACAGCACCUCGGAUUCCUCGCAGUCACAGGACCGGAUAGAAGACGAUAGCAACUCCAAUUCCACCGGUUUUUCCGGCGUCGCCGGCGACUCUGACUCCAUUUUUGCCGGCGGAUUGGCAGUUCCGGCUGAUGAUGUGGCGGACCUGGAGUGGGUUUCUCACUUUGUGGACGAUUCUCUCCCGGAGCUCUCGCUAUUGUACCCUGUUCGUUCCGAACAAACAAGGGCUUGGGCCGAACCGGAACCUAGACCGGGCUCAGCCAAAACCCCUUCUCUUCCCUCUGCAAUUACCAGCAAGCCCAGAACUACCAAGACUAGAAAACCCAUCGGUCAUGUCUGGUCAUUUAAACCCGUGUUCUCGCCGGCGCCGCCUCUCGUGUUCGCCGGCUCUGUCCCGAACAAGGAGUUCUACGAACCGCUGACAAAGAAACAGAAGAAAAAGCCUGAGGCCCAAACCGGUGGGCCCCAGUUUCAGCGACGGUGCAGCCAUUGCCAUGUGCAAAAAACGCCACAGUGGAGGACCGGUCCACUGGGAGCCAAAACCCUUUGCAACGCUUGUGGGGUUCGAUACAAGUCGGGUCGGCUUUUUCCAGAGUACAGACCGGCCUCUAGCCCGACGUUCUCCGGCGAUAUUCACUCGAACAGCCACCGUAAAGUGUUGGAGAUAAGGCGGAGGAAGGAGAUGACUGGACCGGAGUCCGGUUCGGACCACACUCAAAUGAUCCAGAGUAGCUGAAUUUUUUUGAGUACUAGCACAGAUUAGGUAUAGGUAAACGAACCGGUAAGAACCGGUUCGUUUUUUUGUACCGUAGUUAGUGAAUUAGGGAUUUUAGUGCUAGUCAGCUAGGCAGGUAACGGACAUUAGGAAGGCAUUGAUAGUUUGAAUUUCAUGCGCAGUUUGAUUUAUUUAAUGAAGUAUAGUUAAGUCGAGGUAAAGAUAUUUAAAUAUGUGGCCAUCUUGGCCAUAUAUACUCAAGUUGGGUUUGAUAUUUUAUUUGCCUCUCUUUCACGACUCAUUAACUUUUGAUUGAAUUAUUCAACUUAGUUCAGCGGUGUCUGUGUUAGAUUCUAUGAGCGCAUGUGUAAGAGAGAGAAAGAGAAAGGAAGGUGGGGCAAAGAGUGAUUGAAGCAUUAAAGUUGGGUGGCAUUGAUUUGAGACCACCGAAACUGUGCUAGUGCCAAAUAGAGUGGACAUGUGGGAUGUGGUGGACUUUUAUUAUCUUUACUUUUGUGUUUUCGGCCCUUGUGACCCAAAACUUGUAUUGAAAUGGCCCGUA
Messenger RNA from Gastrolobium bilobum, 1664 nucleotides. RefSeq names its product GATA transcription factor 7-like. The coding region runs from base 167 to 1123 and encodes 318 amino acids. Gene Ontology annotation, molecular function: sequence-specific DNA binding; zinc ion binding. Gene Ontology annotation, cellular component: nucleus. Lineage: Eukaryota; Viridiplantae; Streptophyta; Magnoliopsida; Fabales; Fabaceae. Gene Ontology annotation, biological process: positive regulation of DNA-templated transcription. The transcript has 3 exons. The record is from RefSeq and is a predicted model, not a curated record.